AUUUAAAUCGAAACGAAAUUCUAACGCUCGCAUUAAGUAAGUCGUAGAAUUUCGGGUCCUGUUUGGCGAAAAAAAUUCGUAUCGGUUUUAGUGAGCGAGAUCGCAGAGUAGGGUGAAUCGAAAAUGACGUGGGUGUGAGUGUACGAGCAAUACUAUUCUGUCAGUCCCGCGGUCCGGCUUUUCCCACUCGCCGCCUCCACCGCGCCGCGCCGUCGCCCGCCAUGCUACAGCAGCUGCCGUCAUCAUCGUCUCCGUCGAAGUUAUACGUAGCGCCGCGCCGCGCAGCCCGCCGUUCGUCGUGUUGAUAAUUCGUAAAGCCGCGAACGAAAAGGAUGUAUGUAUAUCUGCGUCUCGUCUUUCAGUUGACUUUCAUCGUCGUUUCGUAGCGAACGUUUCGCUUGGAUAUCGAUAGGAAAUUGCACUAUCACUACGUAAUGAAGUUAUUGCAUGUAGCGCUUCAGAUACAUCACACGUUAACGGAGAAUAAAUCAAAACAGCUCAGUGUUUAAGAAUUUUUAUUUUGAAAGUGUUUCUGUCUAGUAGGUAUAAUCUCUAUCAUAAAAAUACGUCGCGGCAAUUGUGGCGCAAUGCAGUGUACGUUUCGAUGUGUAUAUGAAGUGUGUUGUUUUGAGUUAUUUUGUGACAUUGAUUUCAAGAACAGUGCUUUUGAACAUUGGAUUGUGCUAUAAACAUGCUGCCCGUGGUUCAAUCCGAGCCCAUGCUUUUCAACUGCGGUGUUCACUCUGUGAAUGGCGCCGCAACUCCUUCGAUAUCGUUGCCACCGUCGCUAACACCAGAAUCGGACAUUGGCGAAUUAGUUGACAUCUUCUUCGAUGUUGAUGUUGCUGUUAAUGACCAUUCAAGAAUUGAGUCCUGUGACCUCCAACUGGGAGACACAUGGAGGGGAAUGCAAGGCAAGAUGAGCGUGACAGCGCCGGUUAAGAAGAUAAGAAAAAAGUCAGACAAUACGCAACAAACUCAAAUUAAUAAGUGCCAGAAUGAGAAAGAGCGACGGAAACUUGAAAACGAAACUAUAAAUCAACUCGAGGAGCUUCUUGGUACUUGUCUCGCCGAAGUAAAGCAACCGGACAAGAACGGUAUUGUCCGAGAGGCCACCCGUCAGAUCCAGGAGGUAUUGAAACGGCGACGCGAGUGUCCCAGCGAGUGUCCCCUACGAUCGCCCCAGUGUCUAUCACCAGUACAGGCCGGGGAGAUCAGCUCAACACAGCCGCAGUUGCCCUGCACCGGAUUACAUUAUUCUGAAGUCACAACUUUAAUUGAGGCACUCAAACAUUACACCAAUAACCUCGGAUGGGUUUUAUUGGAAAUUAAUUCGAAAGGUGAAAUAGAGUGUGUAUCAGAUAAUAUCAAGGAGUUUAUUCUUCACGAAAGAACAGAACUAUAUAGGAAAUCGAUAUUUUCGAUUUUACAUGAGAAAGAUCAUGCGAAACUAAGACCGUUACUUAGGAACAUACAAUCUUUCAACUGGGACUCGGCAGAUAUUGAUAAAUUCCACUUUGUGAAAGCAAGGCUCCUCGUUAAAAAUUCAAAUGGGACUGACUGUGGCGUUUACGUGGAGACAGUGAUACACGCUGCGCCAGUGCGCGGCUCUUCUUCGGAGGAGGCCGGCUCCGUCAUGUGCGUCAUCCGGCGCUGCGACGACGCGUCGGCCGUUCUUAUUCCCGACGACGGCGGCCCGCCCGCCAUCACCGCCAAGCAGUCCGAUCAUAUCGUCUUCAGAUUAGACUGCAAUUUUAAUAUUUUGUCUUGUGACUUGAGUGCAGUGGACAGUAUAGUAAACUCACCAGUUUCUCUUGUGGGCACUCGAUAUUUGGACUUGGUUGACAGUGUUGAUCGUCUACGUGUUGCUGCACAUCUGCUGGAAGCAGCAUCAGCGCCUGCGCCGCCUGCGGUCAGUGAACCGUUUCGACUGCGCGUCACCCCCGACCAUCCGUGGUUGCGUGUCAGCGCCCGAUCGCGGCUGUUCAGGUCUCAGGCCACCUCUGGUGAACCUGACUUCAUAAUGUCAACGCACAGCGUUCUUUGUGAUGAGGAGAUAGAUAUGUUGGAAUCUGAAAGCCCUCGCCCUGCGGUCGGCGGCCCGCUCAUGCCCUCCGUGACCAACGGAGAGUCUUCCAUGUGCGAGUCGCGGUAUCGAUCUCCCGUCAGUCCGGCCACGAAUCCGUUUUCUAUUAACGAUUUCGAGUUUGAACCUUGGGCUUCUUCUCUCCUUGGUGAAAUGUCAAAUGAAGAUUCCAAGGAACCCAAGGAUGGGUCCGUGGAGGGACCGCCUUCAACCCCGCUUACGCCUCGGGCGCCUUCCACUCCUGGUGAAAGCGCUCACGUCGUACAGCCUCCUGAAGAGCCAAAUCGGUUACGAACGCUGUUGAGCAAGAAGCCUAAUUCGUCUUCCGAAGCAAACUCCAACUCGAACAAUCGUAUUCUGAAAGAUUUAUUGAAGCAAGAAGACGAAGAGGCGACAGGAAGCGAGACGUCGGCGCCGCACACCCCGCACACGCCGAUGACACCGCACACCCCGCACACGCCCGGCGCGGCGCUCUCCCCGCUGCACUCCGCGCCGUCGCACGCGCGUCCGCAGGCGCACUUGCAGCCGCACGCCUCGCACUCCGCGGGACAGCACUCCAUGCAACAGCUUCAUCACAAUAAUUCCGACGUCCUCCUUAAGAUAUUAAACGAUAAAUCAGACGAAGAUACGGAGGAAGGGAGAAGAAGCGCUUCGGACAGUAAUCGCAGUAUGUCCCAGCCCAGCGCGCUCCUCUCCCAGCUGUUGUCGAGCAGCAACGGCCCGGCGGGUAACGGACGCUCGCAGGACGGAAGCGACAACUACCUGGAUAGAAUCGCCGGUGUCAAACGCAAAUUCGAAGACGCCAAAGCGAUGAGCGGUAAUAUGAAGAGAGCGACCCCAGAGAAUCAACAGGUGACGUCCAGUGCUGUAUCGGUAGCGUCAUCGACGGCGACGUCUACGGCCGGGAGCCCGGCGACGAGCGGCCCGGGCAUGAGUCCGCUGUGCCGAAAGAACCAGAUCCUGGUGUCGUUACUGGCGCGCGAGCAGACCACGCCCACCACCCCGCUGCCGCUCCCCAACCCCAGCCUGCGCCCCUACGGACCCACCAAUCGACCGCGAGCGCCGCCUCCGCCUCACCCAGCUCAGCAUCACCACCACCACGCCAUGCAGCACCACCAGCGGCACCAUUCGACGCUCUCCAACAUACUCACCGGAGUCAACCAUCGGGCGGGCAACGUGAACGGCGGCGGCGGCGGCGGCGGCGGCGGCGGCGGCGGCCCGGCGGCGGAGUGCUCGUCUGCGCAGAGCCACCUGCAGAUGGUGCUGCAGGGCGGCGCGCGCUACCCGCCCGCCUCCGCGCCCGCGCCCCUGCACUACACCAACACCACGCCGCACCACACCUACAACAGCCAGCCGCCCUCAAGUAGCAGUAGCCUGACUCAAGCCGUUCCCGGUGACGGCGAGGUCCCCAGUGAUCUGAUGCUGUCCGACAUAUUGGACGAGUUCAUAGAGAGCAUGCCCGACUCGGAUCGUUCCGCUUCUGAUGUUAGCAUGCGCCAAAGACAGGGCAUGAAAGAGAAGACUGCGAUAGUGAACGCCAUCCGACAGAGACUGAUGCACGAGUGUGAGACGGUCACGAAGAAUACAAAUGUCACGAGUCCCAGUGCACUGCCGCCAUUCUCUGUGCAGAGUCCGGUGUGCAGCAUGUACCCGGGCGGCGCCAGCCCAGCGGCCGGCGGCUCGCGCCCGCACUCCAUCGCCGAGCAGCGCGCGCGCCUGCUACAGAUGCAGCGCUCGCAGCAGAUGCUCGUCUCGCCAGAGGCCGCCGAUCAGCCCCAGCAGGAUCUUGGUUCGACCAUUAAUGCUCUCGUUUCCGCGACUCCGCCCAACGUGGCUCUGACUCGAACGGAUUAUCAUCAUAAUCUAUAUCAAACGAGUCAAAUAGGGUCAAAUUAUGGUACAAAUAAAAUGACUACCACUAAUCAGAACCCCAUGUUAAGCAGACAGCUUAGUGUGCCGGGUUCGGGCGGGUACGCGCACGCGGCCGCACUGCACACGCCCAUGUCGCCGCAACCCUACCACCGACCGCCGAGACCGCAUCUAGUGGGCGGCUACUACGAGGAGGGCGCGGGCGGGUACUGCGCGGAGUACGCACGCUGUCCGCCGCUGCCGCCACACGUACCGCACCCGCCCCACCCGCCUCAUCCGCCUCACCCGCCCCACCCGCCCCACGACCACCAGCUGUCAUGUGCGGGAGGCGGCGGCGGGACGAGCGGCGGGGCGGGCGGUGGCGCGGGGGGUGGCGCGGGCGGCACGUCGGAGUACGUGCGCAACGAGCUGCGCGCAGUCGUGGGGGCGCGCUCGGCCCGCCCAGACCUGCAUACGUUGCAGCCGCCGGACCUCGACCCGCUCGUCUCCUUCGACAUGCCCGCGCCAGGUGGCGGCAGUACCGCACUGGGAGGCCGGGCCGCGGCGGCGACAAGCUCGUGGGAGUCGCAACAGUGCACCCCGAAUACUACGGAGGCGGGCUCGGCGGAGGCGGCGGACGGUGAUGAGACGCAGACGGGCGGGUCGGCGGGCGCGGGCAGUAAGGCGUCGCUGCUGCAGAAGCUGUUGUCGCAGUGACCGCCCUCGCCGAACUUGCAUUUAUAACGUUGCUGCCGCGCUCUGCUCUAGUGCUGCUAGACGUCUACCUCGGAGUCAUCUGGAGUUGUACAUCAUCGUUUCCUCAAUUAAAAAAAAAUUAUGAGAAAUUCUUCGACGAAAUUGUGUAACGGUAAAAUUGAAACGAACGUACUCAUGUACGUGUACGUGUAGUAUAUAUAUUUUAAAUAUACAUUUCGAUGCGAAAUAUUUAGGUAGCUUCCUGUAACGGAAAUAAAACAAAGAAUGCAAAUUCGACUCGUUAACAUACAGCAUGUACAAUAGUAAUAUACCGCGUGCAAUAUUGUAUAGAUAUAAACGAAUGUUUUGGCGUUGUGAACGUUAUAUGUAUGAUAAUAUGUAAGUCAGAUGUUACCUGUUAUGACAAAGUAAAUUGUAUUAUAAGCUCGUAUGAGGUAAUGAAUGGUUUUCUCUGGCGGAGAACUUUGUGUUAGCGUGUACAUAAGUUGUUAAAUUGUAGCCGUUGCUUUAAUGUAAAUAUUUUGUUAAAUACAUCGCGUUUCAUAUUAAAUGAUCGCGUCUUAAUUUGAUUUAAAUGAUUUCAUAUUGAUAACGAUUAAAUCAUUACAAAGUUUUCCUUAUGUUUUCACUUGUUCAGUUUUUAUUAAACCCUUUUGAUAUUAAAUUGUGUUUUUUGUUCUGUUUUGUUGUUAAUUUUCAUGAUCUCGAAGUAUAUAACAGUUUGGAUCAAAGUUUAUUUUCCCAUUGUUCAUAACAUGUCAUUUGUUUACAUUUUUUAUUGUUCAUACAAUUUUAUUUUUAUAUUAUAUAUAUGUAUUUUUUUGAUAAUUUGCUGCUAUUGAUUUGUUACAUGUGAUAUGUACAACGAUUUGAUCUGUGAGAGGAAUAAACGUAUUAAGGAGUUUUUGUCUAGCCGAAGAGCUUUUUACAAGUAAAUAAUGCUGAAACAUAGUUUGUAAAAAAAUCUCUUGAUGCAGUUUGACUAAUUGUUCAAAACAAAACACGUGUGCCUACUGUUAUAAAUUAGUGUGAAAUGUGAAAACAAAAAAAAAUCAAAACUCGACAUGUCCCGAAAUUGAAAUCGUGAUUGAUCGACAACAAAGCAAUAAUAUAUACCUUCAAAUUAGACGCAAAAAUAAGCUCUGAGUAUUUGCGUUAAAAAAUAAAAUUAUAGUUACUAGUCUCAAGUCUGAAAGGGCCGUAGUGUGGAGCCGUACUAUUGAGUUGGCUACGUCGUGUUCGAUAACAUGAAACAUCUGGCUUAAAAAGUAAAAGCGAUACGAUUCGAUCUUGAGGCGUCUCGACUCGACCGUCGUAUUUCGAUUGCGCAACCACUAAGAACAUUUCAAGCAAUUAAUUUGUAUAAAGUAUCGAUACUUUGAUCUGUGACCGAUGACGAUCUCGCUUAUCAGCUCUGCUGUAAUUAUCGCUUACUCGUCGUCUCCUUAUCGUUGUCGUGACAUUUAAAUAUAUACCGUUAAAAUUAUGAAUGUAAAUUGAAUGUUUCGAAGUCUGUAUUUUGGCAGCGCUAUCGUCUAAAAGUAAGUCUGACAAUGGCGGGACAUCGAUGUUGUGUGUCAUCUCUAGCAAAUUUCUAAUAAAAUUUUUGUAUAAUUGAUACGAUGCGUAAUAUGUUAAUGUCUCAUUAGCGUAUACUUAUUCGUGUUUUAAUGAUAAGAUUAAUUGUUUAAAUGCACACGUCGAGUGCGUUGAUGUGUAAAGUUAUUGUCGCUGUUAGUACAUGUCGGGUGCGAUGUCGGUUAUGCGGGCACUUUGCGUACGUACAUAUGUUCGUCAUAUUUGGCUGAAUCAAAAUCGAUUUUAUGUCCUUGAAUAUAAAGUUCAAUUGAUCGAUUCAAAUACAGCGAGUAUUCGUACAUAAAAUGAAGUGUCCGCAUCAGGUGUAUCGAUUUUAAUGGCGCGUCAAUGUUUACAAUUUGAGGGCAUGCGUGGCAAUGACAUCUUCGCUACCAGCAUUUACAUGUCGGGACCACUGUAAUCCCUCGAUGUAAUGAAAGAAUAACGAAGGUGACUCGCGCGAUGUUUUGCUUAUUAAUAGUACAAUUUAGUUUUGCACAUUGAACGUAUUUUAGUAUCGCAAACAAUUUUAUACACCUUUUCAUUAGAACUAUACACGUUGAUAUCACUGUAUCGGGAAUUGAAAUAGAAACCAAUAGUUAUGCUAGAUUUAAUAAAGUAACUGAUUCAUUUGAAUUUCGGAAUUGACUUGCAACUGGUCAUCGAGUACUUAAGAGAGUUGUAAAAUUUCGAGUCAUUCAUUUAACUGUUGAUUCUCGUUUCAUUGUAACUUUAAACUAUUUUGGGAAUAUGUUUGUAAUAUACACGUAGGCGCGGAAGUAUGUUGAACUGCGCUACCUAACUAACCAAUGAACGUACAAAUAAGAUUAGAUUAUCCAUAUAAAAAUAAAAAUAAACGAAAUAAUAAUUUAAGUAUUAAAUACAAAUAUUUUUAUACCAUAUAAACUAAUAGUCUGAAUGUUAGACCAUUACUGAUAGAAUAAAAAAUAAAAAACGGAUAACAGCCAUCUCUCUCUCAGAUGGGAGAGUCGAAAUCUUCCGUAAGUAACACAGACGUACACAUAAAAAUACAAGUAAUAAGUAAAGUACAAGAGAACGCCUUCAAACGAGAAAAAAAAGUAGAUUUUAUAAGCUAAAUACAUUUAAUAAUAGCAAUAAUCUUAAAUUAUAUUCGAACGUAUAAAAAAAAUCUAUAAAAGAAAGCAUCAAAUGCUAUAAUAUAAUUUGCAUCCUGACAAAGGUAUAUACACAUAGUAAUAUAUAUUUUUGAUCAGAUUUACGAAAUCGUACAUAAUUACUUUACGCAAAGACUAAAAGAAGUUGGUGAGACGUCCACUCCCCUUGUAAUAUUAAAUCUAUAAACGAAGGCGUUGCCGAUAUUAUAAUAACAAUAAAAAUAAGUCAUACAAAUUAAUGCAUUCGUGCCUGAACAAAUAGAAUAAUGAAUAGUAAUUCAGCCUUUAUUAUAUAACCUAUAUUACAGCCUAUAUAUUUGAAAUAGCCUUGUUUCAAAUAUUUAAGCUACUUAAAAUACUAUCAGUCAGUCCAAAACUCAUUUCAGUCUUCCAAAAAAUAAUUCAAAUUUAAUUUAACUUAUUUCACUGUCAUGAUGGUAAUACCUGAGAAAAAAUGAUAAAUAUGCGGUUUUGAUUCGUAACAGCAGGAUCUAACAUUUAUUUAGUGGUGUGAUUUAAAAGUGCUGUCCGUAUAUAAUAAAAUCAUAUAGAUCAAAAACGCGUUCCCCUAACUAAAUCGUUUCGUUAAAUGAAUUAAGCAGUCAAAUGAGAAAGAAUAAUUAUUACAAAUCAAAAGGUUCCAGACACAAGAAGAUUAAUAUACUAUUUCGAUAAAAUGACAUUUGCCAUUAACAUUUCGUUUUCUGCAUAGAUGUUAAUAUUAGGACUAUGAAAAAAAAUUUAAUUGUAAUUCAUGUGUUAAUAAUUAAUAUCGGUCCGAUGUUAAGAAUGUUGCGUACCUCAUAAAGUUUAAUAAGCCCGUUCUAGUUGUAAUAAUGUAAUCGUACAAACCGUAAGCGAGAGAGUGCGAGAAUGUCGAACACUGCAAUGUCGUUGCGUUUUUUUUUUUUUUUUAAAUAAAUAUAAAAUCUUUGAACAGCUUCGUCAUUAACGGUAGACACAAAAGAUAUUAUUAUAAGGACAACAUAAGAAAUAUUAGAGUUUAUGAAGAAAAUUGGCAUGAUAAUUAUUAUAUUAUUAUAAAAUGUUAUGACUAACUUGAAAUUAUAUAAGAAAAAUAAACAAAAAAAAAAAAGAAGUAGGUUUAUGAAGUUUUUUAUAACUGUACUAUUGCCACAGAGGAUAUUUUCUUAAAAAUAAAUAUUGUAAGGGUCCAAAAUUCCAUCCAACGUUGCAGGAAGAUUACAAUUGGACUGCAUUGACAAUUGUGAUACUGUUGAUGUAUAAUAGAAAUAUUUUUAUAGUUCACGAAUUGACUCUGUGGCGUAGAACAGCCGAUCACUUUGCAUUCGGUGUCAAGAAACAUGGAUCCGUACGGGAAUCUCUGUUUCUGUGGGAAAAUAUAAUUAGUUACAAUUAAUAAUGUUUAAUAUUAUUUCAUGUAGUUUUAUAAUCCGUUUUGUGCUGUUUGUCAAUAAUAAUAAAGAAAUUCCUCAUUAUAGGAUAAGUUAUGUGUGAUAAAAAUAUUUAUUAGAAAGGAUGACAGUCGCUAACACAUUAAAGACACUCCCGUACGAAAUCGAUUUUAUUUGUUUGUAUAAAAUCGUGUCUUUUGUCUUGGCCUGUCGUCUGAGAAAAGGGUAUUUUUGUAUUGUGAAUAUUAAAAUAGGUUGAUAGUUUUGUUAUAUUAUUAUUAUACCUAUAUGCUAUUUAUGUUUUCCUUAAAACACUGCAAAGUGAUUUAAACGUUUGUCAUUUACUUAAAAGAUUUUUUGGGAAGCGUUCUUUUUCACGUACGUAGAGAUAUCGAGACAAUUUGUUUGCUGUGAUGAAAACAAAGACUAGUCCUCUUCUCCAAACAAAUCAUUUAAGUGAGCGACGUUAAGUCUGUGUUAUUUAGUUCUUCUAAUAGUUAAGGCCAUUUUUGUGUUGCUGUGCAUUUUACCUAUGUACGUAUGUGUUUAUAUAAAUUGUAAAUAUCUAAAAUACCUAUAUUUUUACGAUUAGCAUACACAACCAAAGUUGUUAUAAAAGUGAUGGUUGAUUAAACAAUAAUUUUAAAUUA
Bombyx mandarina (wild silkworm) is the source of this 9391-nucleotide messenger RNA. It is a transcript of the gene tai, whose product is annotated as basic helix-loop-helix family member taiman. The record is from RefSeq and is a predicted model, not a curated record. Lineage: Eukaryota; Metazoa; Arthropoda; Insecta; Lepidoptera; Bombycidae. Gene Ontology annotation, cellular component: nucleus. Gene Ontology annotation, molecular function: nuclear receptor binding; protein dimerization activity. Gene Ontology annotation, biological process: positive regulation of transcription by RNA polymerase II; cellular response to hormone stimulus.